Messenger RNA from Hypomesus transpacificus, 4363 nucleotides. RefSeq names its product collapsin response mediator protein 1 (gene crmp1). The record is from RefSeq and is a predicted model, not a curated record. Gene Ontology annotation, cellular component: cytosol; cytoplasm. Bases 232 to 2283 code for a protein of 683 amino acids. Gene Ontology annotation, molecular function: hydrolase activity, acting on carbon-nitrogen (but not peptide) bonds, in cyclic amides. NCBI's taxonomy places the organism in Eukaryota, Metazoa, Chordata, Actinopteri, Osmeriformes, Osmeridae. The transcript is spliced from 14 exons.
UCUGGAGCACUGCAUCACUCUUCAUAGAAACGCAGUUGCAGAGGACCCGCCUGUAGAGCCCCACAGAUCAACAGCACCGACUACGUGGCCGCGCUGAGUGCAGCCAUCAGCUGGGUAUAAGACAUAGCCGUGACCCAAUACGCUCUUAAACAACCAGUAUCGACAUUGGAGAGAAUUUGGGGAUCUCCGUUGAUUCGAGUGAAAGGCUAAACUUAUCCUUAAAAACAAAUUAUGUCUGACUGCAGGCGGCAGUGGAACCGAGAGGAUGAGCUACCGGUCUAUUUGGCGGGUCCUGUCACUACUGGUCCGAAUAAGAGGAAAUCCUAUGGGAUGUUUUCCUCCGUGGAAGGUGCUUUUGACAGUAAGACGCUAGAUUUUGAUAACUUAGCGGUGGGGCGAAAAGGGAGCCGUACCCCCCGGAGCGGGAGCCGAGAGAGGAUUCUAGACGCGGGGGACCCAGUCACAGACACGGCCAACGAGGCCAGGGAUGUUCGCGACGGGUUGCAUGCCUGUUCACCCGGGGACAGGAAGGAUGGGCGGCCAGGUGUGGAGAUAAAACCAUCUUCUGCGAGGGAGAUUGAUUUGGGACAGGGAAAUGGAAAGACUGACGGACUGUUGAUCAAGGGAGGGCGCGUGGUCAACGAUGACCUGUCGUUCUUUGCAGACGUGUACAUAGAGGAUGGCCUGAUUAAACAGGUGGGGGAGAACCUGAUAGUUCCAGGGGGAGUGAAGGUGGUGGAGGCCCAGGGGCGUAUGGUGUUCCCUGGUGGGAUAGACGUCAACACCUGCCUGCUGAAGCCACACCUGGGCUCCCCUCCUGUGGAUGACUUCUCCCAGGGGACCAAGGCUGCUCUGGCCGGGGGCACCACCAUGAUCUUGGACCACGUGACCCCUCAGCCGGGAGACAGCCUGCUGGAGGCGUUUGAGCGUUGGCAGGAAGCAGCAGACAGGAAGUCGUGCUGCGACUACUCCCUUCACGUGGACAUCCCCCAGUGGCAUGAGGGCGUCAAGGAGGAGCUGGAAGUGCUGGUGCAGGAGAAAGGGAUCAACUCUUUCCAAGUGUACAUGGCUUAUAAAGACCUGUACCAGAUGACAGACUCUCAGUUGUAUGAGGCCUUUACGUUCCUCAAAGAGCUGGGGGCCGUGGCGUUGGUGCAUGCUGAGAAUGGAGACCUUAUUGCUCAGGAGCAGAGCAAAAUCCUCAGUAUGGGAAUCACUGGACCUGAGGGCCAUCCUCUCAGUCGCCCUGAAGAGCUGGAGGCGGAGGCUGUGUUCAGAGCCAUCACUCUUGGCAACCGGGUAAACUGUCCAGUCUACAUCACCAAGGUGAUGAGCAAGAGUGCUGCUGACACUGUCACCCAGGCCCGGAGGAAAGGUUCCAUUGUCUUUGGUGAACCCAUCACAGCCAGUCUGGCCACUGACGGCUCACACUAUUGGAGCAAGAACUGGGCCAAGGCUGCUGCCUAUGUGACCUCUCCUCCCCUGAGUCCUGACCCCACCACCCCAGACCACCUCCACACCCUGCUGGCCUGCGGCGACCUGCAAGUGGUGGGCAGCGCCCACUGUGCCUACAGUGUAUCCCAGAAGGCCAUAGGGAAGGACGACUUCACCUUGAUCCCUGAGGGAACUAACGGAGUGGAGGAGAGGAUGGGCUUUGUCUGGGACAAGGCUGUGGCUAUUGGGAAGAUGGACGAGAACCAGUUUGUCGCUGUGACCAGCACCAACGCUGCCAAGAUCUUCAACUUGUACCCCCGUAAGGGACGCAUCGCAGUGGGCUCUGACGCAGACCUGGUGAUCUGGGACUCUGACAGGAUACGAACCAUCACAGCCAAACAACACCAGUCGGCUCUGGAGUAUAACAUCUUUGAGGGGCUGGAGUGCCGAGGGGGUCCGGUGCUGGUGGUGAGCCAGGGCAGGGUGGUGUAUGAGGAGGGCAAACUCUACGCCCAAGCAGGCACUGGCCACUUCAUCCCCCGCCAGGCCUUCCCCGACUACGCUUAUCAGCGGGUCAAGAUCAGGAGCCAGGUAAAAGGGCGACAAGGUGUGUCCCGUGGGAUGUAUGACGGCCCGGUGUACGAUGUCCCUGCCACCCCUAAAUACAUCACCCCUUCCCCCUCAGCCAAAACCUCACCCACCUCCCACCAGCCUCCACCAAUCCGCAAUUUGCACCAGUCCAACUUUAGCCUAUCAGGUGCACAGAUUGAUGACAGCGUUCCUCGACGCUCCGGCCAUCGAAUCAUGGUGCCCCCUGGUGGACGCUCCAACAUCACCAAUCUUGGCUGAGCGUGUGUGUGCGUGCGAUUGUGUGUCUAUGUGUAUGAAAGAGAGAAUGUUUUUUGUCCAAUGUUCAGUAAUUUUCACACAAUACAACCCAUUACAAGGCACAACAAACAAGUUUGUUUAAUAAUAUCCUUAGCUUUUCAUGGUUCCAUAUAGUCAAUUGUUCUAUGAUCCAUGGGUACACUUCUCAGUGCCUGCAUGGUGUUGUAGAUACCAUUUAUCUUGAAGUAUUUCUAAAAUAGCUUCAUUAUGUAGAAAGAUAGGAUUCACAUGCACUGAAACUAACAUCCAGAAAUAAGGGCACACACUGUCUCUCUCUCUCACUCUCUCUCUGUCUCUCUCUCUGUCUCUCUCUCUCUCUCUAUCACACUCACACACACACACACACACACACACACUCUCUCUCACACACACACUCUUUCUAACUCAGUGUUUGAUACCCACCCUUCCACACACAAGAGAACUGGGCUGUGUCCCAAUACCCAUACUACCAUAAUACAUCAGGUAUAAUGUUGAAGUUUGCUGGCACACUUUUCUGGCUAAUCUUACCCACAACCAUUUGUGCAGCACAACAGUUGCCACUGCCAAUUGCUAAGACGGUUCAGUAGCAAAUCUACAGGAAGGUGUCUGCACCUAUUCAAGACAUGGUCCUGCGACUAAGUAGUACAUCCCGAUUGUCUGCAAACUAUGCAACAGUACAUAAUCUUUAAGGGCAGCUGCAAUACCAACUAAAAGUAAAAAGUACAAGUAUUGUGUUCUGGAUGGAGCCCUGAUCUCUGAGUGUGUUCUGUUGUUGUGUCACUCCUUGAGCAUGGCUUCUCCCUUCAUCGUUUUCCUCUUUACUCUCACCUCUUCUGGGUCUGCUCAUACCUGGUGCUCCCACCACUGCUCUCUUGUGGACAGUUGAGGAAAUGUAGGAUUCAAUACUGUGUGUCUUAUUCUGUGUAUUUCUCCAGCCAAUUGCGUGGCUCCAGUGGGUCACCAAUAAUGCAUGAACAUGUCAGAUGUUGAUUCUGCUUAUGGUAGGUUGUGACUGUGAGGGUACUCUUAGGAUGUACUAAAUGCACAUUGAAUACACUGUUUAUAUGUUGUAUUGGAUAGCACAAUCAUAUUGUAACGUGUCUUAUAUUGGUAUAUGCCUAAAUUGAAGUACACAUACCUUGCCUACUUUAUCCAUGGAUUUCCUCAGAAGCACACUCUUGGUUGAAUAUUUGCUCUCCAUCCCCCCUUGUCACAAGGGGAGGAGAGGAGGAGGCUGGACCAGGGGACACAUCAUCUGCUCUACAAUAUCACCACAAUUGUAACCUCAGACAAGUUAUGCAAUACUUUCACACUAACCAAAAGUGUUCAAAAAGGUGUUCCUUUCAUGGUAAUUAAUGAUGUGUUCCAGGUCCAUUUUUACUUAAACAAACACUCAGAUAAAACCCAUUUAUGCUUGCAUGAACAUGCAUGUGGCGGCCUAGGAGAGCAAAUGUGUGAUGACAGGGCAUGUGCCUGAACUCAAUUUUAUAUACUAGUUCACCCAUGACCAGUCAUUUUUGACCAGUCAUUUUUGACUGGGAACACCACUGCUUCAAUUAAAAAAACAGUAUCAAAUUAUCAACAUUUAUUUCAUGUGUUUAAAUGCCCUGUCAGAACAAAGACGUGGAACGUUAUGACAAUCAGAUUAAGUGAACCAGGUUUACAUUUUUCAGAGAGAAAACUUGUAAAUCGAACUAAUUCGACCGGAACAGGAGGAUUAACCAAUUAGAUUAACUAAGAGCACAAGUCACAAAUACAAUCAAAUAAUAAACAUGCUAAUUUUUUUGUGUUAUCUUACUCAUUGACCUUAUGUGCUGGAGCGUAUAUAGACCUAUUAUUUGUUUCAGUCACACAAAAAGUAUGUCGUUGUUUUUAUAUCUCUGCUUCAAUUCAUUGCUGUGAUAGAGCUUAAUCCCUUGCUGAAGCCUCUGCUCCCUCCUUCUACGAGAUCGGCUCCUCAUUGAUUGGAAGGUUUCAGGGGAGUUUGUCAUUGUGUUUGUUUAUAUGCGUACUCUGUUGCUGUUGUUUUCAAUGGAAUUACUGCUGAUGAAUGAACUACUGA